GAAGAGUACGUGUUCUCGUUCUGUUUGUUUUUCCGUUCGGUUCGGUUGUUUCGGUGGCAAUUCGGCAAGGAACCGGCAGAUUAUCUAUUUUCUCAGCGAAAUAUAUCCUCGAUAUGAAGUUUUUAACGGUGCAAAUCCUUUCAAUCGUUAUUCUUGCUACGAUCUAUCCGAGUCAAGCAAAUGGUGGUGAAGGAAAGUUAAAAAUUGGCGUCAAAAAACGCGUCGAAAACUGUGCGAUCCGUACCAAGAAAGGUGAUCUGGUGCACAUGCACUACACGGGAACCCUAGAAGAUGGCACGGAGUUUGACAGUAGCAUACCUCGCGGUGAGCCGCUUACCUUUACCCUUGGUAUGGGUCAGGUAAUCAAAGGCUGGGACCAGGGACUGCUGAACAUGUGCGAAGGUGAAAAACGAAAACUAGUCAUUCCUCCGGAGCUGGGCUACGGUGCGCGCGGUGCCGGAGAGAAGAUUCCUCCUAAUGCUGUGCUAGUCUUUGAAGUGGAAUUAGUAAAAAUCGAGCGUAAGACAGAACUGUAACUCGAACCGAUGUAGUUAGGACAGGACGCGGAAGUACUUCCUAAUACUUUUUAAUUGCUUUCCGGAUUAAUGCCAGCCGCUGUUUAUGUGCUUCGGUAACCGUUGCUCGUUUGUAAGGUCGUAGUUC
Molecule: messenger RNA, 663 nt
Organism: Sabethes cyaneus
Lineage: Eukaryota; Metazoa; Arthropoda; Insecta; Diptera; Culicidae
Product: peptidyl-prolyl cis-trans isomerase FKBP2
Exons: 3
Coding region: 114-536 (140 amino acids)
Biological process (GO): protein peptidyl-prolyl isomerization
Molecular function (GO): peptidyl-prolyl cis-trans isomerase activity
Source: RefSeq, a predicted model, not a curated record